AUGAUUUUGAGAAGCACUCCGAAAAAAUAUGCAUGUGACGAAGGAGAUGAAAAUGAAAAAAAUGAUACUGAUGGUGUCGAAACAACUCCGAAAAGUACAAAGGAUUUUAAAAGGCAAAGAAAUGUUAAAACACCAUUGAAAAAAAAAACACAUGAAGAAGGCCAUCAUAGCAUAAAUGUGGGAUCUCAAUCACCGAUUGUUAAUGUUCACAUACAUUUACAUUCACCGAAUGGUGAUUCAUCUCUACCAUCAAAAAUUCAACCCAUAAUUCAUUUACAUUUACAAGAUUCUAACAAUAGAUUAAAAAAUAUAUUAAGUCCUAGUCAAACUUACAAGAGAAAAAUUAUUAACAAUUGUGAUAACGAUUUAAUAAAUGUUUCAAACGACUCCGAUUUAAAUAAUAAAAAUAUAAACUUACUCGAAACACAAUUUAGAAAUGAUUAUAGAAAAUUAAGGGGUUUAAGUCAAAAUACAUCAUCGGUUUCAAAUGAGAAUAAUUUAAUUUGUGAUAAUAGUAAUGUUAGUAAUAAUAAUAGUAGUACUAAUAGUAGUAGUAGUAGUAGUCAAAUAAACAUGGCUGCCGAUGUUUGCGAACGGGAGGAUUCAGUACAAAAAUCUCAUAAAAAUAAAAUUUUUUAUUCAAAUAAUUUAUCGGUGGGGAGAGAAAAAAAAGAAUUUUUUCAAUUGAAAAAUGCCGUCGUCGUUUUAGAUGACGUUAUGAGCGACAAAAAUCUAACGGAAAAAUUUCAAAUAAACGAUGACAGUCCCGCGAAAAUAAAACAUGGCGGAAUGUCGACAAAAACGUUACGAUCCGUUUCUCCGAACCGGCGGAAAACGGAAAAAGGAAGGAAAUUUAAAGGGAAUAGUUCAACCGGGAAAAAAAUAACGGGAAAAAAUAAUUUACAAAAAGAAUACGAUUCUGAAUCCGAGUCAUCGUCACGUCAUCGUGAAAAAAAUUAUGAUGAUUCGGAUGUUGAAACGUUUUGUGACGUAAUGAAUGAAAAACAAAAGGGAAACGUGAAUUCGUCGCCUGAAAUAAAAAACAUGAAUUGGGAAAAACAAAUUUCGAGAGUGAAAAAAAAAAAAAAAAAUUAUAAAAUAUUGAGCGGGGUAAAAGGUGGUGAAGGAGGGGAAGGAGGAGAAAGAGGAAACGGAAGCACGGAUUUGGUCAAAUUAACGUCCGUGGCACAAAACAUGAAUUUCACGGAAAUAUUGAAUAAAUUUAAUACUUUGAAAAAACGAUACAAAAUUCUCGAUUCCGAUGAUGACAAAUGUAGCGAUGACGGUAGUGAUAACGAUAAAAGCAACGAAAGUUCAGACGAAAAUGUAAACGAGGAACCCAAAGUCGAAAACGUAGAAACCUUUAAGGAAAGCGCGAAAAACGAUACCGGAAAAAGUGACAACAGCGAUGAAGAAACGAACAGUAGCGAGGAUUACAUAGAAAAAAUGUUUUUGAACGACAAAAGACCUAAUAUCGAUUUUAGCAGUAGACAAAAGGUUGUUAAAAAUAAUGAUAAUAAUUGUAAAAUAAUUAGAGAGACGAGUAGGAGCGACGUAGACGGUGUCGAUGAAAAAGAAUUGAUUAAUAAUACUAGUGAUGAGAAACAGGGAAAUAGAGAAGGGAAAAACGAAAAAAAUGACGUCAUCGUCAGCGACUCGGAAGAAAAACGUACAGACGGUGAUGAUAUAAGUAAAGGCGAUAAAGAAGAGUCGAAAGACGUAACGUUGGAAAGAAUUGAAAGCGAAAGCAAUAGCGAUGAUGACUCAAAAGAUGAAAAGAGUGAAAGUGAUGGGAAAAAAAACGACGAGAAUAAUACGAAAGAGAAGGACAGCGAUUCGGAAAAGAAAUCCGGCGGUGCGAGUGAAGGGAAACUAGAAGUAAUGAAAAAAAAAGAAAUGUCGACGGAAACAAUCGAAAGCGACAGGGACGGAGAAGGUGACAAAUCUAAGCAAGCGACGGAAACGAUUGAAAACGACAGCGACGGAUCAGAAGAAGAGUUUAAAGACGGAUAUAAACCGAGUGAAAGUGAAAGCGACGCGGAAGAACCGAGAGAAAAGAAAAGAAAAAUUAAGAAGAAAAUUUUCACGAGGAAAAAAAAAAUCACAUCGCAAAGAAUCGAGAACGAGAGCGAUAGCAGCAGCAGCAGCAGCGAUGAUGAUGAGAACAGGAAAGAAAACGCGAUUGAAAAAAAGAGUGAAAGUGAGAGCGAUGAGGAGGAAUCAAAAAAACAAAGGACGAAAAUUGAUGAGGAGAAUGAAGAGGAAAAGAUGUCGGAAAUGGUCGUAAGCGGCGACGGCGACUCAACAAAAGAGGACACAAAUGAAAAUGGUCAAAGCGAUGCAGACGACGCAGAGGAAAAACCAAAAAAUGGAAAUAAAAAGAAAGUCACGGCGGAAACAACAAUUGAAGACAACAGCAGAAGGAACGACGAAGAAGAAAUGUCGAAAAAAAUAAAAAAUAAAAAUGGCGACGGAAACGCCGAAAGUGAGAAAAGCAAUGAAAAGCUAAAAAAGGAAAUGAUCGAUGAGGAAGACGCGGUGACGUCAAAAAUACCAACAUUUGAAAAAUUAACAGGAAAAAUCGACGACAAAAAUCCCAGUCCAGGUUCGAAAACGACGACGACGAAUUUAAAAAUCGGGAAAAAAAAUGUAAACGCGAAUAAAAUCGUGGAAAAAUAUGAGGAUGAGAAAGAGAAAUUUUCCAGGGAAAUUAUCAUCAAAAGGAAAUGUCCAUCGCCAUCACCGGAAGUGACGAUGAAUCAUUCAAAAGGGAAAAGGGGAGAAGGAGAAAUGGCGGAUCAAACGAAAACGUCGUCACCGUUUUUUCAAAUGUCUUCAGUCGGACGAUCGUCGGAAUCGAAGAAUAAAAAAAAAAAAAGGGAAAAAAGAAAAAGACGUUCAAAAGAAAAUUCGUUGUUUCCGUCGUCUGGUGAUAAAAUGGCGGGUCGGACAUGCGAUGUGGAUGAUGGUGAUGAUGAUGAUGAUAAUAAUGACGAAUACAUACCAUUGAACGCUCCUGGUUCCACGAAAUUUUCCGUCGGACUUUUAGACAAGUUUCGACCGUAUGGAAAACACGACGCGACGACAUUCAAAGACAGAAUGCUCUAUGGAAAACGUGUCAAAAGAUUCACAGACGCGAAAACACUUCAAGUUUAUAAAAAAAAACAAAAAGCCGGAGAAGCAAAACUUUAG
Pediculus humanus corporis (human body louse) is the source of this 3192-nucleotide messenger RNA. Its product is annotated as retiin, putative. The transcript is spliced from 4 exons. The coding region runs from base 1 to 3192 and encodes 1063 amino acids. NCBI's taxonomy places the organism in Eukaryota, Metazoa, Arthropoda, Insecta, Psocodea, Pediculidae. The record is from RefSeq and is a predicted model, not a curated record.